AUGACCCUUGCAAGUGUCGCACAUGGUGGAAGCGCAGGAGACAUGGAAAUCGACUCAGAUGUCGCAAAGCACCUACAGUCGCUACUCUCCAGAUCAGACAACAACAACUGCGACGUGGGCGAUGAUUUCUUCAAAUCAAACACCAUCCACAGACGUGAUUUAGCCAUGAGCAGUGUUACAUGCGGCGCGCAGAACAUCCUCGCUGACGGAAUCAACGGCGAUGGAUUUCCUGACUUGCUUCUCAUGGCCCCAACACAACUCCCAUGGAGAACGCUGAGGUCGUUGCCGGGUAACGGACGGUCAUCACCUGGUCUUUGA
Messenger RNA from Penicillium brasilianum, 318 nucleotides. The record is from the annotation of a GenBank genome assembly. NCBI's taxonomy places the organism in Eukaryota, Fungi, Ascomycota, Eurotiomycetes, Eurotiales, Aspergillaceae.